AAUCACGAUUACUACUUACAUUGGACGGUGUGCCAGCAAGCCGCACUAUGCCGAUCGAAGCUGGUGUACAGAAGAAGGGUUCUUUGCACCUGAAUGUUGUCCAUAGUGAUCAAAUCUGGAAAGAUCACGUCCGACAUGAAACCAACUCCCAGCUCAGGAAGUGGCCGGAGAGAUGGGGGUACCUUGUACAGGAGUAUGACAGGAUGACCAGUGUCCUGGAGGGCAAGCCCCCGAAGCCUGGCCAGUCGUUCUAUGGCGGCCAACCACAGUCAAAACAUGGAGAGAUCAGGCUUCCACCAAUCAGAUGCCUCAAAACAACCAGAGAUACUUACUUCCCAGUCACAACAGCCCGUGAGAUUGGCUGGAAGACGGUUGGGCCAGUGAAGGACCCCCUGUGUAACAAGUGGGCACCCCGGGCCCGAGGAAAGUUUGGCAUCCUGAAGCUGCUGAAAUGGCCAGCUGAGGGAGCGCCUUAGCCUCAAUGGACUACAUCAUUACAGACUCCAGAAGCAUCUUACCGUUAAAACACAGCUUUUGAAACUGCUUUCUGUCAAAUUUAAGACUAUGGCUCUUGUUUUAACAUUAUUUUAUUACAUUGUUAAUAUGUACAAAUUAUUUUCUCAUCAUAUUUUUGCAUGAAGGAGUUUGUUUUUUACAUAAUACUGGUCAUGCGCCAGCAAUAAUCUUCAUCAACAUUUGGUCUCUUUUGUCAGUGAUUGAUAUCUAAGAAAGAAACAUCAGUCUUUAUCAUCAAUUCACAAUAAAGCCUUGUUCUUUAACAAUU
Messenger RNA from Haliotis rufescens (red abalone), 784 nucleotides. RefSeq lists its product as uncharacterized. Lineage: Eukaryota; Metazoa; Mollusca; Gastropoda; Lepetellida; Haliotidae. The record is from RefSeq and is a predicted model, not a curated record. The transcript is spliced from 3 exons. Bases 48 to 476 code for a protein of 142 amino acids.